GGGAAUAAAUCUCGAAGCCCCGCGCUUGGCGUCACAGCUGAAGAAGUCAUAUUCGUAGCGAAGGUGGACCAGACCUUCGUCUCUCCACUCCCUUCACUUCACUUCGUUCAUUAUCCCGGAGCCGAGUUCUCCCCCAGGCCACUGCAAGAAUCUCUUUCUUGUAUCCGGGUAUGCUUUGUUUCGUUUUCUUUGUCUGCUAGAUGAUACUCCUUCCUUCUAUUAUCUGUGAUUUGUGAGAGUUGGUUCGCUGUUUUCACUGGGCGUUUAAGACCCCACCCCCACCGAUCUUCUUUGCGCUCCGCACCGCCUCGCUUGUUCACAGGGAAAAUGCAAGGAGCUCUUCAAUCAUUUUCAUCUUGUGGAAACAUUGUAAAAAAUACAGUUCUGAAACACUUCCGUCUCAUGAAUCCACUGAUGCAACCUGUUGUGUUCUCACGCUUUCAGUCGAUAACUCCUGCUCGAAUGGAAGAGCAUGGUUUUGAGAGCACUACGAUUGCAGAUGUCUUGAAAGCGAAAGGUAAAAGUGCUGAUGGCUCUUGGCUUUGGUGCACUAUGGAUGACACUGUUUACAAUGCUGUUGAGUCGAUGACACAGCACAAUGUUGGAGCCUUGGUGGUAGUGAAACCUGGAGAGCAGAAAUCAAUUGCAGGAAUCAUUACAGAGAGAGAUUAUUUAAGGAAAAUUAUAGUGCAGGGAAGAUCAUCCAAAUCAACCAAGGUUGGGGAUAUUAUGACUGAAGAGAACAAGCUUAUCACAGUAACACCUGAUACAAAAGUUCUGCGCGCAAUGCAACUGAUGACAGAUAACCGAAUCAGGCACAUUCCAGUCAUAGAUAAAAAUGGGAUGAUGGGCAUGGUGUCCAUUGGAGAUGUGGUCCGUGCUGUGGUGAGUGAGCAUCGGGAGGAGCUAGACCGCUUGAAUGCUUAUAUACAAGGAGGAUACUAGAUGACAAAUGACUAUGGUGUUGAUGCACUUACUUGGAAGCAUUGCCCGCUCCAUGAGCAGUAAUAAGCGUUAAUUGCUUGUAAAUAUCUGUUUUAUGGGUCUCUGUGUUUCAGAUGUGGAUGUAUGAAUGGUACGAACUACCUGCAUAAGGUCGAGUGGACGACAAGCUAAUAAUAAGCACUGGAAUUUUUCUUGAAA
This is a messenger RNA of Juglans microcarpa x Juglans regia, 1143 nucleotides long. RefSeq names its product CBS domain-containing protein CBSX3, mitochondrial-like. Lineage: Eukaryota; Viridiplantae; Streptophyta; Magnoliopsida; Fagales; Juglandaceae. The transcript is spliced from 6 exons. Bases 328 to 945 code for a protein of 205 amino acids. The record is from RefSeq and is a predicted model, not a curated record.